Elaeis guineensis (African oil palm) is the source of this 539-nucleotide messenger RNA. The record is from RefSeq and is a predicted model, not a curated record. Lineage: Eukaryota; Viridiplantae; Streptophyta; Magnoliopsida; Arecales; Arecaceae.
GUUGGCAUGACCAAAACAGAUGCUGCUGUCCAGACCCUUUCAGAAAUCAAUCCAGAUGUUGUGUUGGAAGUACAAAAGCAAAAUGCAAUCCUUCCUUUAUCCUGCUUUCUUUUACAUGCCUGGGUGGAAUGUGGGUGUGUGUUUAUGUCAGGGGAUGAUGAAAUGAUGACUCAAAAUAGUAUUGUGCAAUUUGUUAAUUGGAUGAUUAAGAGAUAUGAAAACAUUAAACUGCUGCAGAGGUUUGGUAACAAUGAAGAUGAUAUCUUGAUAUAUCAGUAUAAUACGGUCUUACAAAGUGUAGGCUAAAAGAUUGUUGGCAUGAACAGAUCUCUUGUGAGUUGUGGCAAUGCCAAUGUGGGUGUUGAACAUGGGAAAUGAGUCAAAAUGCAGACAGAGUAACAAGUUGUGAUAUCUUUGUAACUACAAAAAUAUGAUCCAUGCCUAUUUUGUGUAACAUGGAAAUAACAUCAUUUUUAGGUUUAUAUAAUAAUGUAUGGCAAAGGAUGAUUCAUAAAGCUGAUUCCGAAUAGUUACAAGAA